AUGACAACCACACUAAAAGAAACCCGCAUAUCCCUCCGUCCACGCCGCGAAUCCGACGCCGAAGCUUUGUAUGCAACAAUGUCACACCCCGAUUCGAUGCAUUGGUGGUCCCGCGGUCCCUUUACCUCAAUCUCAGAAUUAUGCAACUACUUCUCUCCAGACGAAUCUUCAAACUGGAAAACCUGGGCAAUAGUCAAAGCAAGCGACACAUCAGACACCGCCAUUGGAUUUGUAGCUGCAGGCGCAAAACGGAAAGGUGUGACCGAGAUUGGGUAUCUCGUUGCUCGUGAAGCAUUGGGGAAUGGGUAUGGACGUGAAGCUGUGUCUCUGUUGAUUAAGAAGUUGUUUGCAGAAGGAGAGAGAAGAAUCGUUGCUGAUGUUGAUCCGGAGAACAAGGCGUCUAUUGCUUUGCUCACAGCAUUGGGGUUCGAGCUAGAGGGACAUCUGAGAGCUGAGUGGGAGACGCAUAUUGGGAUUCGGGACUCUCUGAUUUAUGGGUUGUUGAUUGAGGAAUGGCAAGCUUCGGCUGCUCGGUAA
Molecule: messenger RNA, 537 nt
Organism: Aureobasidium melanogenum CBS 110374
Lineage: Eukaryota; Fungi; Ascomycota; Dothideomycetes; Dothideales; Saccotheciaceae
Product: N-acetyltransferase GCN5
Exons: 1
Coding region: 1-537 (178 amino acids)
Cellular component (GO): cytoplasm
Molecular function (GO): protein N-terminal-serine acetyltransferase activity; protein-N-terminal-alanine acetyltransferase activity
Source: RefSeq, a predicted model, not a curated record